Dendronephthya gigantea is the source of this 2111-nucleotide messenger RNA. RefSeq names its product protein CBFA2T3-like. Gene Ontology annotation, biological process: negative regulation of DNA-templated transcription; DNA-templated transcription. Bases 72 to 1658 code for a protein of 528 amino acids. NCBI's taxonomy places the organism in Eukaryota, Metazoa, Cnidaria, Anthozoa, Malacalcyonacea, Nephtheidae. The record is from RefSeq and is a predicted model, not a curated record. Gene Ontology annotation, cellular component: nucleus. Gene Ontology annotation, molecular function: transcription corepressor activity. The transcript has 11 exons.
AAACUAGAGAGAGGACGUGUAGUUUAAACGUCUAGAAAACCUUGAAUUUUUCGUGAAAUAAAGCGAAUGUGAUGCCAGCAGUUACUGCAGAAACUCAUGAUUCAAGAAUGCCAGAUUCACCAAAUGAAGGGACAACACACCCUGCUCCACGACAUUCUGCUUCUCCUGUGACAUCAAGUGCAGCAGUAACUGCAGACACAAGAUCUGUUAGUUCUACAUCACCACAUGUGAAUGGUUCCCAUCCAAGCCCUUUGGGUACCACAUCACCACCCACUGUUGGCAGUGGCGUCAAUCAACUACCACCAGCAUGUGGUGCCAGACAACUUAGCAAAUUGAAACGUUUCCUCACAACAUUGCAACAAUUUGGCUCAGAUAUUUCGCCUGAGAUUGGAGAGAGAGUUCGUGGUCUUGUUUUAAAUUUGGUUAACUCUACUGUAUCAAUAGAAGAGUUUCAUCAACAAUUGCAAGAGGCCACAAAUUUUCCUUUGAGACCAUUUGUCAUUCCUUUUCUCAAGGCCAACUUGCCUUUGCUUCAAAGGGAAUUACUUCAAUGUGCUCAAAUGGCAAAGCAAACUCCACAUCAAUACCUUCAAAAUGCACAACUGUUGGAAGAUCGUGAGCCAACAUCUUCUGAACAAGCAGAUGUAAAUGGAGGGGAAUUUAAUGAAAAUGGCAAAAGAAAAUCUAUUGAUACUGCAAGACCAAAGGAAAAUGGCAGUGAUUUAGCAUCGGUAAUGGAUUCCAUUGAAAAGCUGUCUCCUGCUACUAAAAGACCAUGUUUAAGUACUGGUAGUACAGGAAGUUCAAGUGAAUCAUUCCCUAAAUCGCGUACGACCGAAUUAUUUGGUCAUGCUCCUCGUGAAGGAGAGCCUAGUUCUCAUGAUCCAUUUGGAGACCCCAAGAUUCCCAGCGACGUUGAUGAUUGGCGUCACGUGGAAACGAUGUUGCAGUGCAUUUUGGGUAUGGUAGAGAAGACAAAGCGAGCUAUUACUGUGUUGCAACAACGGACCACUCAAGAUCGCGACGAACUUGUUGCCUGGGCACGAAAAACCGCAGAGGAAGCAGAGCAAGAAGUGAAGAGACGUGCAAAUGAGCUUGUAUCAAAGACAAUCAAACAAACGGAAGAGAGAGUUUCUGACGUUAAACGACGCGCAGAAGAAGCCGUAAGUGAUGUAAAACGGCAAGCUGUUGUUGAACUACAGAAAGCUGUAAGAGCAGCAGAAGAGAAAGCCAACGAAGCUGUUGGACAAACACAAAGUAAAGUUGAUAAAGCUGUUAUGGAGGCAAGACGGCAAGCGAUUGAAGAAACAUUGGGAAUGAUUAACAGACAGACUGACUCCAGUGAGAACUGUUGGAACUGUGGACGUAAAGCCAAUGAAACAUGUAGUGGUUGUAAUUUGGCUCGAUAUUGUGGAGCAUUUUGCCAACAUAAAGAUUGGGAAAAUCAUCACAGAGUAUGCGGUCAACAAAUGUCGAAACCUAGUACAGCAGUUGAUGAUGGCAAGAAAGUUCCUACGUCAACUUCAGCACCGGGGAAAGAGUCGGGGAAGUUGACCCCUAGUCCUGGUUUAAACCGUCCUAAAAUUGCAUCACCUACCAGUACUGGUGAUCCUAUCACAUCCCUCAGUGAUUAUGUCAGAAAGACCCCUUCAACGUGAAACACCAGUUCGCAACAAUGGCUGUCGACAAACAGAAAGAAUGAAGAUGAAAACUUCAGCAAAAGUCUAAAAACACGCGUGUAGUUUUUAAAGCUGUUGCAGAGAGUGUUGUGGUUAAUAGCAUCGUGGGUUAGCUUAGAACACAUAUUUCCUCACAAUGAUGUAUACUCAUGGUUUGUUUCGCUGUAACUCAUUCAAAACCAGUAUCCCCCUACAGAAUGUCACAUAUAUAGGUAGCGUGUCAAUUAUUAUUCUUGAUCUGGAGAAUUAUCUAACGUAUAACUGUAAAUAAACUCACAACAGUUCCAUAACGACUGAGUGAUAUUCUGUUAGUGGGAUGUUACUUGUUCAUCUGAAGUAAUUAUGAAAACUUUAAUUGCUUCUAAUUGGGUGAAAAAUUGAUAUGGUUGUGUAAAUAUAUAACUUUGGUGUAAGUAAUAAUAAAAUUCAUUC